UCACCCCGGCGCACGAUAGUACCUAACACUUCCUUUUUUAUUCUUCAUUUUAUUUACUUACAAGUAACUCGAGCCUCUAGAGCUUUCCUCUUUUGGUUUUUUCGUUCUUUCAAGAGAUUUCGUUACGUUACAGUGAAGGUGUGGCCGAAAUUUCUAUGCUGAUUUCAAGCGGCAGAUCUAAGUCAUCUUAAGCAAGUGCAGUCCUUUAAAACGACAGAGGUUGAGUGAUUUGAAGGCCAGACCUGCUGCUGUUAUUUGGCAUGUGGGAACGUGAAGGCAGAGCAUUCUCGAUGUACAAGAGGAUGCCAUCUAGAGAUCGUUCAGAUGUAAUGGAUGUAGAAGAGAAUUCAGCUUUCUCACAGGACAGCAUGGAUGUAGAAACUACAAAUCCUUCAAUGUGGCUUUCUUUCCCACAUGUUGUAGUGGGAACCCUAUCUUCAUUCCUAUUUGGCUACCACCUUGGGGUAGUUAAUGAACCGCUUGAAAGCAUCUCUUUAGAUUUAGGUUUCACUGGGAAUACUCUGGCUGAAGGUCUGGUGGUUAGCACAUGUUUAGGCGGUGCCCUUAUUGGAUCUUUGUUCAGUGGUUGGAUUGCUGAUGGUGUUGGGCGUCGAAGGGCAUUUCAAUUGUGUGCUUUGCCUAUGAUUAUUGGUGCUUCUACAAGCGCAACAACAAAAACUUUGGCGGGUAUGCUCAUUGGAAGGUUCUUAGUCGGGACUGGAAUGGGAAUUGGUCCAUCUGCCGUAGCUCUUUAUGUGACAGAGGUUUCCCCUGCUUCUGUAAGGGGAACUUAUGGAAGCUUCAUCCAGAUUGCCACAUGUCUCGGACUUAUGGUAGCUCUAUUUAUUGGAAUCCCUGUCAAAGAAAUUGCUGGCUGGUGGCGCAUUUGUUUUUGGGUCUCCACAAUUCCUGCUGGAUUUCUUGUCGUUGCCAUGAUGUUUUGUGCUGAGAGUCCACAUUGGUUAUACAAGCAAGGAAGAAUUGCUGAAGCUGAAGCUGAGUUUGAGAGGCUUUUAGGUGGAUCACAUGUCAAAUAUGCCAUGGUGGAAUUAGCCAAAUUGGACAGGGGGGAUGACGCAGACACUGUAAAACUCUCUGAAUUGUUCUAUGGCCGCCAUUUUAGAGUUGUUUAUAUUGGGUCAACUCUGUUUGCUUUACAACAGCUAUCUGGUAUAAAUGCUGUGUUUUAUUUCUCUUCAUCUGUAUUUAAAAGUGCGGGAGUGCCUUCAGAUGUUGCGAAUGCGUUCAUUGGAGUUGCUAAUUUAUCAGGAUCUAUCAUCGCUAUGCUUUUAAUGGAUAAACUUGGAAGGAAAAUGCUCCUUUUGUGGAGCUUCUUUGGCAUGGCUAUAUCAAUGCUCGUUCAAGUUGCUGCUGCAAAUACUUUUGUGUCAGGCUCUGCAUCUUUAUAUCUAUCAGUUGGUGGCAUGUUAAUGUUUGUCUUAACAUUUGCAUUAGGAGCUGGUCCUGUUCCAAGUCUCUUAUUACCAGAAAUUUUCCCUAGUCGAAUCAGGGCAAAAGCUAUGGCAAUUUGUAUGUCAGUACACUGGGUAAUCAAUUUCUUCCUUGGCUUGCUCUUCCUGCGCUUGCUCGAGCAACUUGGACCGCAACUCUUAUACUCGAUGUUCGCAAGCGUUUGUAUGAUGGCUGUAGUCUUUGUUAAAAAGAACGUAAUCGAGACCAAAGGGAAGUCUCUUCAAGAAAUCGAGGUUGCUCUUCUCCCACAGGAAUAAGCAGGUAUAUUUUUCUUCCAAAAAUUUUCUUUCCAAUUCAAUCUCUAACGUUCCUAGUAUCGAGCAGCCAAAACACAAUCACCCAACAUGAAAAGAAAAAAAAAAUCGUAUAUGCAUGCACGCACACCAAGCAUAAGCAUAUCACGGUGCCACACAGUCAUACUAGAUCAAAGUUGUAAGCCCGUGACGUUAUAUGUACACUUAUUGUAAAGCCAGUACUUUGGGAAUCCUAAGAUUUUGCUCUUAAUGAUUAGAUUUCUAAAAUCUAUUCUUUCAGUUGAGCCUAACUGUUUGGAACCUGAGUUCUCGAAUUAAAAUCCUUACAAUUGUGUUUUCUUGAUUUUUUUCA
Gossypium raimondii (Peruvian cotton) is the source of this 2079-nucleotide messenger RNA. Its product is annotated as probable plastidic glucose transporter 2. The record is from RefSeq and is a predicted model, not a curated record. The transcript is spliced from 14 exons. Bases 261 to 1730 code for a protein of 489 amino acids. Gene Ontology annotation, cellular component: membrane. Gene Ontology annotation, molecular function: hexose transmembrane transporter activity. NCBI's taxonomy places the organism in Eukaryota, Viridiplantae, Streptophyta, Magnoliopsida, Malvales, Malvaceae. Gene Ontology annotation, biological process: monosaccharide transmembrane transport.